Messenger RNA from Penicillium argentinense, 1350 nucleotides. Its product is annotated as BUD22 family protein. Gene Ontology annotation, cellular component: 90S preribosome; nucleus. The transcript has 2 exons. Bases 1 to 1350 code for a protein of 449 amino acids. Gene Ontology annotation, biological process: maturation of SSU-rRNA. The record is from RefSeq and is a predicted model, not a curated record. NCBI's taxonomy places the organism in Eukaryota, Fungi, Ascomycota, Eurotiomycetes, Eurotiales, Aspergillaceae.
AUGCCGAAGCGCAAAUUAGGCGAGCUGAACGGCUCCGCGCGGUUAGACGAGGGCAAAGCGCGCAAGAUGUCGAUGAGAGCGAUCCGACUGACCAGCAAGUUCGAGCAAGGCGUACAAAUCAUCUCGAAGGGCCUGAAGACCGCGCGGGGUUUCGAGCGACAAAAACUCAGCCGCCGAGAGAAGACCGCAAGAAGCGACAACAACAGACUGGCACUGAUCAAGCUGGGAGAAGAGAUUGAGGCGUUGAAGGGGCUUGACUACCACAUUACCGCCGAGCGAUACCUCUACAAACAACUGUUCAAGACCAAGCGGAUUGCGGAGUUGCCGACAUUUCAGGAAUUUCAAGAGGCUAAGAAUGUCUCCACCGAGGGACCCAAGAGCACUGCCGAGGCAAAUAUCCUUGCGCGAUUGUUCAAGUCGAAUCCGGUGCAGAAUGUGAUGCCUGGGUUGCUGGCCGAUAUUCGGAAAUUGUUGGGAGUGGACAACGCGCCUGCUGGGAACGCUGCGAAGAAGGACAAUGCCAAGAAGGAAGCGCCUAAGAAGGAGAAGGCGUCUCGGGUCGAGGAAUCUGAAUCCGAGUCUGAAUAUCAAGUGCCGCAGAAAAGGGCCGAGAAGAUGGCCUCGAAGCAUGCCGAGCAGGACUCGGAGUUUGAGGAAGAUGUCAAUGGACCCGAAGGCGAAGUAUUCGAUAGCGAUGAGUUGGCUCAGUUCGAUUCACGACUGGCCCCAGGUUCUGGUGACGAAGAAGAGUCCGAUUCUGGAGACGAUGAGAAGAGUGAGGGCCUUGGACGUGACGAUAUUUCCGAUUCUGUUUCUCGCUCGCCCUCUCCCGACUUCUCAGCCGAGGAGUCACCACCACCCAAGAAGGUCAAGGCAAACAAAGUUGCUCCUGGCCCGGUCAAGGAUACAACUUUCCUGCCAUCUCUAAUGAUGGGCGGCUACUGGUCUGGCUCGGAAGAAGCAAGUGAUGACGAGGCGGCAGGCCCACCGAAGCGCAAGAACCGCAUGGGUCAACAGGCUCGUCGCGCUCUUUGGGAAAAGAAGUACGGCGCCGGCGCAAACCACAUCAAGAAGGAGCAAAAGGAGCAGAAGCGGAAUCGUGAUAGUGGAUGGGACAUGAAGCGUGGAGCAACGGGCGGUGGCCGCGGAGGCCGUGGUGGACGAGGCGGAUUCGGUGGACGAUCUGAAGACCGUGGUGGACAUCACUCUGGACAUGGAGGUGGCCAAGGCGGCAAGCCUCCUGGCCCGCCGAAGGAUGAGGGUCCUUUGCAUCCUUCAUGGGAGGCGAAGCGGAAGCAAAAGGAGCAGACUACGGCCGCCUUCCAGGGAAAGAAGGUUGUCUUCGAUUAA